Mesocricetus auratus (golden hamster) is the source of this 3293-nucleotide messenger RNA. RefSeq names its product DNA polymerase delta interacting protein 3 (gene Poldip3). The coding region runs from base 16 to 1473 and encodes 485 amino acids. The record is from RefSeq and is a predicted model, not a curated record. Gene Ontology annotation, cellular component: nucleus. Gene Ontology annotation, biological process: mRNA export from nucleus. Gene Ontology annotation, molecular function: mRNA binding. The transcript is spliced from 9 exons. Lineage: Eukaryota; Metazoa; Chordata; Mammalia; Rodentia; Cricetidae.
CUUUCGGCUUUCUAUAUGCAGAUUAGAAGCGGGCACCGCAAAGGCUCACGGGGAGAGGGCCCCACCCCUUCCGUUCGGAACUUCGUUUUGCGUUGUCGCGAGAGUUGGUUGUCCGGGUGUCGGAAGCUGCUCGUCGCUCCGGGAGUGUUGAAGGGGCGGGCUCGGCGCAGUCGGCCUCCCCGCUCUCCGCUAGCUUGGCGGCGCAAGAUGGCCGACAUCUCGCUGGACGAGCUCAUCCGGAAGCGCGGGACGGCGACCAAGGGACGGCUCAGUGCCAGACCAGGAAUUGGAGGCAUCCGAUCUCGAGUUGGGAUCCAGCAUAGUCUUCUUAGCCAGCCAGCUCGCACAGCCACCUUCCAGCAGAGAUUUGAUGCCCGGCAGAAGAUUGGCAUCUCAGAUGCUCGGCUCAAGCUCGGAGUCAAAGAUGCCAGGGAGAAGCUUUUACAGAAGGAUGCUCGGUUUCGGAUCAGAGGAAAAGUACAGGAUGCUAGAGAGAUGCUGAACUCCCGAAAGCAGCAGAAUGCUGUGCCUCAGAAGCCCCGGCAGGUGACUGAUGCCCGGGAGAAGAUCAGCUUGAAGAGGAGAUCCCCUGUUACCUUCACAAGCCCACCCAUUGGGACGGUGACACCUGCUCUGAAACUCACCAAAACCAUCCAGGUUCCACAGCAAAAGGCCAUGGUGCCACUUCAUGCUCAUCCUGCUGGAAUGAGGAUCAGUGUUGUCAAUAACCACCAGGCCAAACAGAACUUAUAUGACCUAGAUGAAGAUGAUGACGUUGCAGCACCUGUUCCUACUAAACAGAUGAAGUUUGCAGCUACAGGCAGCUUUGUCCAUCACAUGACUGGACUGAGCAGUUCCAAGCUGUCCAUGUCCAAGGCCCUCCCUCUCACAAAAGUGGUUCAGAAUGAUGCCUACACAGCUCCUGUUCUUCCUUCCUCUGUUCGAACCAAAGCCUUGACCAACAUGUCUCGGACGCUGGUGAACAAGGAAGAGCCUCCCAAAGAGCUGCCCCCUGCUGAGCCUGUGCUCAGCCCCUUGGAAGGUACCAAGAUGACUGUGAAUAAUCUGCACCCUCGAGUCACCGAGGAGGACAUUGUUGAGCUUUUCUGUGUGUGUGGAGCCCUCAAGCGGGCCCGACUGGUCCAUCCUGGGGUAGCAGAGGUUGUCUUUGUGAAGAAGGAUGAUGCCAUCACUGCAUACAAGAAGUACAACAACCGAUGUCUGGACGGGCAACCCAUGAAGUGCAACCUUCACAUGAAUGGGAAUGUCAUCACCUCAGAUCAGCCCAUCCUGCUGCGGCUGAGUGACAGCCCCUCAGUGAAGAAGGAGAGUGAGCUGCCUCGGCGGGGGAAUGCUGCCUCCUCUUCCAACCCUCCUGCUGAAGUGGAUCCUGACACCAUUCUCAAAGCUCUCUUCAAGUCCUCGGGGGCCUCUGUGACCACACAGCCCACAGAAUUCAAAAUCAAACUUUGAGGAAGGGAGUGGGGCAGCCAGAAACAGGGCAGUGGAGGGUGGCUCUGUUUCCCUAGGCAAAGCUUGUGACCAAUGGGCCGUUGGACUGAAGCCCCCUGAGCAAGGGUCAAGGCACCAGGGAGAGCUUCCUCACUGGAUGGGACCCACCUUUCUGUAUUGUUCCAUACCUUGCCCUUCUGUGUUACAUUUCUAUUGUGUGUCUUCCUCUUUCCUCCACUCCUCAAGGUAGGCUGUGUUUGUCUGUGUGUCUCCCCUCCCCUUGGCCCCAAGCUGAUUUCUUUCCUAGAAAUGGUGUACUGUUUCCCUGGGUAGCCGUGGGACUCAGGGCACUGGAGCUGUUGGAGAGGCUGCUUUUUUUGUUUGGUUUUCAGGAGUUUUCUUGUUCUGUUGAAGUUUUACAAACAAAACAAUGGAAUGAUUGGGACGACCUCCUGCCAUUUGGUGGACAGUAGACCAGCGGGGAGCUGCACUAGGUCACUGACUCUUGUCUUUUCACCACCAUCAUCAUCAACCUGUCUCCUAAUUCGGGGAGCUCUGUGACGGGGGCAGGUAGGGUGACUGACUGUGUUGCCAGCUCCUAGCUGCCUGUGUUGUCUUGGGCAGCUCAAAAGGAUUUCCCAGAGUUCAUGUUCCUUUGUUAGACUUGUGCCAAAGGCCUUGGUCCAAUUCUCUGCUUCUAGAUAGGAGCACAGGCAGGGACCUGUGCUUUUAAGCCCUCUUGGUUCUCAUCUGACAGGGCAAAACCACAACCUGGUUUUGGUGCAGGUAGCAGCUCCAAAUUGUUUGGGCCUUUUUCUAGACUCUACAGUGGGCUUUCAAGAGGUUGAUUGAGUGGGAGCUGUUGGCUGCCUCUAGCUCUGCCUUUCUGGCUUCAGUUAUCUACAGAACAGCAGUCAGGAUUACCCAAAGUGCAUCUGCCACCCUGGCAUUGUCUCUGUUCGUGUAAGUGACCCUCACUGCCAUGAGUGGUCUGAGAGUAGACAUGGCCUACCAGGCAAGCUGGUGGGCUAUUUUCUACAGCAUGCUCCUAGGCUGUUAGUUCAGAACUAUGGAACUUAGGCGUGUGCUGAGUAUCAAGCAGCACCAUUCCAGAGCUGGGCAAUAGUCCUCUGACAAUGGGAACAGGAGAUUCUAAGCUCUCAUAGCACACACAUUGGUAAAGGAAGCUGAGACACCAUGACCCUUCAGGGCUAGCCCAGUAAAGAGAACUUCAAUUAGUUUAUCUUCUGGAGUUUGAUCUGCCCAGCUAGAAGUGUCUAGUUUGAGCCAAGAGCUCUGAGGGCACCCAGCCAAGGGAUCCAGGAAUGGCAUCUGGGGUGCUUCACUUUACUGUUCAAAGAAGUCUGCUUCUCUUAAACCCUUCUAAAUAGGUACAAACUUAAUUCUUUUCAGCAAAUAGAACACAUUCCUCCAUGCUUCACCCUUCCUGGUCCAAGAGAACACCGGAAGACAUAGGGCCUGACUUUUCUGGCUGUGGGAACAGUUGUCACGCUUUUUGCUUUGUGUAGUGUAUGGAUGGCCUAGGCCUUUCGUGGUUCUCCUGCUCUUUUUGAACCAUACAUGCUCUGAACAGCACCGUUGAACUGAGUCAGCCUCAGCCUCCUGGCUAUGUGCUACUUUGUGUGCGUGGGGUGCCUCCCCUGCAUUAUACAAUGUCAUCUUGGGAAACAGAAAAGGUGGGCCAACCCUCAUGUCCCUCCCUCCCUUGCAUCCCUCCCUCCCUUGCAUUACUUCUUUGUGUCUUGUUCAGGAGAGAACGACAUUGUGGGAUGGAAGGGCUUGUUACUUUCCAUUUCUCAAUAAAUGUUUGUUAUUCCUAA